GUUCCACCCCCAAACCGCACCAGACCUGUUUGCUAGGACGGGCAAGUUCAACCCGAUAAAUAGGUAACGCUAAAGAAGGGCACGCAAACGCGAAAAACGGUGGCGAAGGAGGGUAAAGUUGUUAAACAAGAAAGUGGGAAAAACAAGUGCGCGUCGCUCGGGUCUGCAGUGCGUUUUGUACCGUUGCGUCUGCUCGUACGUAAAGCAAAGUAAAGAAGGGGGAAACGGAACGAAUAGAAGGUUUGCAAAAUUAACUCAAUCUGCAGGCGUUUUGCUGCUGCUGUCAUAGCGGGAAUUCCUGUGCCAGUAAAAUCACCAUCGUCCAUCGCCUCCGCACGCCCCAUCGCAGUGCAUGCCACAGAUACAGGAAUGGAGCUGGAUAAUAUAUACCUGAACAAGCUGCCGAUCGUAGCCGCCACGGGCAGCGAGGGCGGCACCUGGAACCACUACGCGUUCAUCGAGAGCACCUGGGGCGAGCGCAAGAUACUGCUGAAGAUAAUCGUGUUCAGCCCGCUGUACAACACGCCCCUCAGCUUCCUGUCCGAGAUCGACCACGAGGUGCUGCAGCAGACGGCCAUUCGGCUGGAGCGGCCCUGGAACGAUUUCCUGCACGAGACCAAGCUGGCACUCUGCACCGAGGGCGGCGCGAACGGGUUCAGCUACGCGGUCGAGGAGAACAAUUUCGUGUGGCGCAAGGUGGUGGGGCCCGCGCUAACCGUCGCGUACGGUUCGGUCAUACUGCUGCGCUCCCAGUGCCUGCUGUCGGAUGUGCUGUCCAACUCAAUCGCCACCCAGAACCGUUUGCGCAACGAUGUGCAGCUGAAGAACAAGGUACUGCACGAGCUGAAGGAGGAGCACGAGGAGCUGGUCGAGCUGCAGCGCCAGCAGGAAGAGGACAGCCGGCUGUACGAGAUCGAACUGAUAACGAAGUGCAUCAGCAUACUGAACGAGAAGAAGGAGGUGAUCAACCAUCUGAAGAAAAAGCUUGCCGAAGACGACGAUGAAGCAGAGGGCGAGCAGGAAGGGCGGGACGAGGACGAGCGAGAGGAGGAGGAAGAGCGCCGGCGGGUUGAGACGGUGGCUGCCGCGGCUGCGGCGGCGGCCGCUGCUGCUGCUGCUGUGGGGUCGUACGGUGGUCGGCGGUUGGCGACUGAAGAGGAAGAUGCCGCAGCAUCCCCGCUUGGAGCGAGCGAUUCGGAACCGUUCCUGGUGGACAGCGAUCCACAGGAUCAGGACGAGCACGGCACGCUGCCCAAGCGAACGAAGUAUCAGCUGGCGCAGCGUAGUGCGACGACCACAUCAGCCAGCAGUAGUGUGUCGUCCACGGUUACCCGCAAAUCGACGGUGCCAGAGGAGGACGAUGUCGGCGCACGGGAACAGCCCGAUGGCCAGCUGGACGAUCUGUACAAUAAGGACACGCAGGAACUUUUGCAGCAGAUGUAAACUAGUGAUGGAUAGAGUUGGCAAAAAUCCGGAGUCGAUUCCGAUCCGACUCCGAUAAUUUCGGAACCGACUCCGGAAGGUAGGUCCGCCCAGCAUUAUCUGAAGUCGUUCGGAAUCGUCCGGAAUCGGCCAGAGUUGUUGGAAAUCGGAGUCAUCCGAAGUCGUCUGGAGUCGUUUGGUAUUGUUCGGAGUCGUCGGAGUCGUCUGAAAUCGGUUGGAGUCGGAGUCGGCCUUCGAAACAAAGGCUUGUAUACGAAGGGCACGCGUAAAAAGAAUGAAAAAAAAAACACAUCGAAAGGAAAAGCCUGUUCACAAGCACAUUGCAUCGAACAGCAGAAUGAUUGCGACUCCGUAUGACUCCUACUCUGAACGACUCCGGGCGACUCUGAAUGACUCUGGACGACUCCAGACGAUUCCGAACGAUUCCGAACGAUUCCGGGCGGAGGGUGGUUCGGAUAUGGCCGGAGUCGGAUCGGAGUCGUGGGUGCGCUCCAAAGAGCACAUCACUAAUGUAAACGUUAGACUGGAAAGGAAGGAAGCGGAAGCACGAGGCAUUUUUUAAACGAAACCACAUAAAUCAGCAAAAACAUCUCCGUUUUGCGUUUAGAUUAGGAUAAGCCAGCGUUUGUGUGUAGUUUGUGAGUGAUUGCAUUUCGGUUUCCCUUCAAAUCAAACUCCCAUCUUUAUCAUCUUUAUUCCUUCCGUUACAAAAAUGCCAAACAAAUUAGAUGGCAGUUAGCUGGCGGAAGCAGAUGGCGAACCAUCGUACUUUAAAUCAAUUGUAUGUGUCGUAAGCGUAACAAGCAGCAACAGUGUGUCAUAGUGCAAUGGAAUAUUUUAGCGUAAUUUAUGUGCCAACAAUACAGGGUAAGGGAGUGAAAUCAAGCGUGAGAAUCUGUGAAGCUUUUAUUUUUUUUCGGGCUAAAUUUUACUUUACGUGUUUCGUAUUUCGAUAGCCCCUCUCUCUCUAUAUCAACCCUUUCUACCAUUACCGUUUCUAUUCCCUUGCGUUCAAAGUUCUGACUGAACCAAAACCGAAGGGCAGUAAGUUAAGAUUGAAAACAUUUGCUAUAUUCCUUUUAAGGAGGAGGAAUACGAUUCAAACGUAGUAUGUAACUAUUUAUUAUUUUAUAUUGCCAUUUGAUUUAAGUCACAUCACAUUACCCAUUUUUGAUAAUAAAAAGGAUAAUCAUCAAUUUACGGUUAAUGCAAUGGGUUGCAAUUUCGCUGAAAUGAUAUCACACAUCACAUCUACGAUAUAAAAAAACGAUAAUUACAAAACACAGUAAAUCGUGAAAAUGCCAGUAGUAGCAGGGAGACAAAACCUAAAAAGCGAGGAACAAUCAGUCAGAAGCUCUAUAAAUUUUUGUGAUGGGUUUUGGGUUUUGUACUUUCAUUACUAUUACGCGCAUAUGAAAUGUCUACUGGAACUAUUUAUUUGUAUCAAAAUUGAAAUAAAAAUUAUUUUAUUGUUUUUCAUUAAAUAAACUAUUCCUUUCUUAUAUCAAGUAACGAUAUUUGCACAAUAUCUGUGUUGUUUCGUUAGUUGUAGAUAAAUCACGCAUAGAUUUAAGCAUUCGUGUACUUUAAUAGCAAUUUAGUGGGGGGAAUGUGAUAAAGCGAGAACUGGACUGGAAUGUGUGCAGGGAUGUGUUGGGGCAUGGUAUAGUGCGACGUCUGCAGAUGACCGUAUCCGUUCUUUCGUUUUGGACAGUUUCCCAACGCACUGAAGCAGUUCCAAUUUCCACUAUUUUAUUAUGUCUCCUUUAGUUUGCUUGUGUUGUUUAUGUGUCUGUGUUUUGUUGUGUAGGUGUGUGUUUGUGUGUAUGUUGUUGUGGGGUUUGCUAUAUGCACCUCUUUUCGAUGAACCGCUACCGCUCGAAUGCGUUAAUGCGUGAAUCAUGGAUCACGGACUUCAGUCCCUUCAUCAGUCCCUUUAAUCCACGGACGAUUUUU
Molecule: messenger RNA, 3399 nt
Organism: Anopheles coluzzii
Lineage: Eukaryota; Metazoa; Arthropoda; Insecta; Diptera; Culicidae
Product: GRB10-interacting GYF protein 2-like
Exons: 2
Coding region: 370-1443 (357 amino acids)
Biological process (GO): double-strand break repair via nonhomologous end joining; response to X-ray; DNA recombination
Cellular component (GO): DNA-dependent protein kinase-DNA ligase 4 complex; DNA ligase IV complex; nucleus
Molecular function (GO): DNA binding
Source: RefSeq, a predicted model, not a curated record